AUGUCUUCUAACAAGCUUCCCCGCCGUACGCAAGAACUGGAUCUGCCCGCACCGCAAUCGUCGAUUAAAAAGCCACAAAACCGCGCCAGUCGAAUAGCUCAGCCGGUACGGAAAUCCGCCAAGCCGACGGGCUUGAGUGAAAUAAGACGCUCAAGGUCGAUGGACCGUGGCUUGAACGUGCUGCCUCUACCGACGACCGCAACCAAAAAGUCGCUCAACCCACGCAGCAGCAGCGCCACACCACAACUAAGAACUCCUAUGCGCUCUGGUGGCCUGCACCCCGCAGACGCUGUGCCGCCGUCUACAGCGGAACGAGAAAGGUGCACUGUUGACGCGGCGCUCGUGUUCGAUUAUCUUGCCGUGGCUAACAUUGCCGAUCUGCCCAGGGAGUUUGUGGAACGAGGCAACAUGAAGUCCAUGUCGAUGAAACAGUUUCUUAUCAUCGUGGCGCACUUGCUGCGUCAGAUUGGGGGUAGUCGGUACAAGAUCGGUGCCAACUUUGUCGAGGAUAUCGUGCGUGCCAUUACGGAACUUCAGUGUCCGUUUACCAUCAACAAGUCGAUGCUGAAAACACCGACGGCGCCGUACUCGAUGGGCCCGAUCGUGAGCCUGCUAACGUGGCUCAUUCAACUGGCACCGCAACCCCGCAGCGAAGCGGAGUGGGCCCCGACCUUAGUGAAGGCUGAAGAAUUUCCAUCCACGGACUUUACGCGCUUUUUCUACCAAUCGUCCAUUGAAUGCUUUCACCUGUGGAACAUGAAAAGGGAGGAAGAAUUCGAGGCAAAAGUGGAAACUGUGGUCGAUCGUUUGGUGGCGUGCAAAACGGGCGGUCUCACGCAGGCAGAAGUGCAGCAGCGUACCGAGCAGAUAGUGCGCCAGCUGGAAGCAAUCGGUAAAGAGUCCGGUAUGGGGCCGACCCGUGAACAAAGCUUAGAUGGCGUACAGCGCGAGAUUGCCGAACGAAUGCGCGAAGAGAGUCGGUUGGUGGAGGAAGUAAAACGACUGUCGAAGCAGGUUAGCAAACAAGAGCAACAGCAGUACCGGCGGCAGGACGAGUAUUACGAUUGUGAAAGUGCCAUUCACAAACUGAAGGAAGAGCUUGCCCAGCAACAGAUGACGAUCCGGCAGCGCGACGAGAUGUGCUGCACGAUCGCACUCAAAGAACGGUUGAUCGCUGCCAAGCACAACGCGUUGCACUGCCUAGAGGAAGCAUCGUCCGACCAUCAGAUCAAACUGUCGCACAUGAUCCAGCAAAAGAUCGACGGGCUGACCAUGCUAAACACCCAGCUGCACAAUUUUGCCAACGCUCUGGAGUCGGACAUUACCUUUACGCCAAUGGAACUGAACCGGCUGAUGGAAAGCCGGCCGGAGGAACUGGCAGCAGCACUAUCGGACCUUGACCAGCAGCUGAACGAUGUGUUCAACCAGCAGCGUCAGUUGUUCCUUAAGUUGAGCGCCGAGAAAUGUCUCUACGAGCGUCAGGUGAACGAUGCACAACUGAUGCUGGCCCCGCUGGAGAUGGCGGUCGCUGAGCAGAGCGAGCGUUUAGCGAAGCUGCACAAGCAACGAGACGCGAUCAUGGUCGAAUUCGGCUCUCUCGCAACAAGAAUCGCUGAAACGAAAGUAAGCCGUAAGAAGGAAGAGGAUUUGGCUCUCCGCAUCGAACAAAUUAAGGCCAAUCUGGCGCGCAACGAGAACGCCAUCGAAAAGCUGGGCCGCCACAAACAGCAGCUGAUGCAGAACGCACUGAUGAGUUGCCAGAGGGCAAUAUCGGAAAAGGAUCACAAAAGAGCUACUUUAGUGGCGCAGCUUGAUCACUGUGAAGCUAUUAUGAAAAAGAUUGUCGACGUGCUUAAAAUAAGUACAGAGGAGCCCGAUAGUACUUGA
This is a messenger RNA of Anopheles bellator, 1887 nucleotides long. It is a transcript of the gene Ndc80, whose product is annotated as WD repeat-containing protein 87. The record is from RefSeq and is a predicted model, not a curated record. The coding region runs from base 1 to 1887 and encodes 628 amino acids. The transcript is spliced from 2 exons. Lineage: Eukaryota; Metazoa; Arthropoda; Insecta; Diptera; Culicidae. Gene Ontology annotation, cellular component: Ndc80 complex. Gene Ontology annotation, biological process: attachment of mitotic spindle microtubules to kinetochore.